Molecule: messenger RNA, 1029 nt
Organism: Pelmatolapia mariae (spotted tilapia)
Lineage: Eukaryota; Metazoa; Chordata; Actinopteri; Cichliformes; Cichlidae
Exons: 6
Coding region: 1-1029 (342 amino acids)
Source: RefSeq, a predicted model, not a curated record
AUGGGACAAGAUGAUUUCAAGGUUUAUAUGGGAUGGGAAGAAGCCCAGAACAAGGUUAACAACAUUGCAACUCCCGAAGUAAUUAUGAGCUUCAGUAUAGCAUCUCUUUUGCUGCUCUUUGUGCAGAUGUCCUCAGUCUUCAGUUACCAAAAUGUGGCUUUACGUGGAAAAGCCACUCAGUCACAUCGCUACCAGGGACCGUGGGAUGUCUUUGGGGCAGCGAGUAAUGCUAUUGAUGGAAACCGUGAAUCUCGCUUUAAUUAUGGAUCAUGCAGUAACACUGCAAAAGAGACAAACCCCUGGUGGAGAGUAGACUUGCUGGAGUCCUAUAUAAUCACCUCCAUGAUCAUCACCAAUCGAGGAGACUGUUGCGACGAAUUUAUCAAUGGAGCAGAGAUUCAUAUUGGCAACACGUUACAAGACAAUGGUGCUGCAAACCCACGGGUUGCUGUAAUUCCUUCAAUUCCUGCAGGGAGCUCACACACCAUAGCUUUCAGUAAUCGUGUGGAGGGACGUUAUGUCACUGUCCGUAUACCAGGUCCAAACAGAAUGCUUGUGCUCUGUGAAGUGGAGGUCUAUGGGUAUCGUGCCCCAACUGGAGAGAACCUUGCACUCCAAGGAAAAGCCACGCAGUCGUCAGUGCAGACCUUAGGGCUUGCAUAUAAUGCUAUAGAUGGAAAUCGUAACAGCAACCCAGAAAAAGGAUCCUGCGCUCAGACAAACUAUGACGUCAGCCCCUGGUGGAGACUUGACCUGCGCAAAACACACAAAGUGUUUUCUGUUAAGAUAGUCAACUCUGAUUCUGACCCAGAACAACUCAACGGGGCUGAGAUUCACAUCGGAGAUUCUCUUGACAACAAUGGCAACAGUAAUCCCAGGUGUGCUGUGAUCACAAGUAUCCCUGCAGGCGGCAUUCAAGAGUUCCAAUGCAACGGGAUGGAUGGCCGCUACGUUAACGUUGUCAUCCCAGGAAGAGAGGAAUAUCUGAAUCUGUGCGAAGUGGAGGUUUAUGGUUCUGUCCUGGAUUAG